This is a messenger RNA of Spirometra erinaceieuropaei, 1414 nucleotides long. The record is from the annotation of a GenBank genome assembly. NCBI's taxonomy places the organism in Eukaryota, Metazoa, Platyhelminthes, Cestoda, Diphyllobothriidea, Diphyllobothriidae.
AUGCACUUCCAGUCACGUGUUUCCGCAACUUCCAUCCAUGAAGUUGUCUUAGCCCACGACUGUGCUCUCAACGCCACCUCCAAAGGGGACAUGCAAAGGAGCAUGGACCUCUUCGCCACCGCCUGCGACGACUUCGGCCUAAUCAUCAACAUGGAGGAGUCGGCGGUUAUGCAUCAAAACCACCCGACUCUGCCUACGUCGCACCCUAAAUCAACGUGAACGGCGCCCAACUGCAAGCCGUGGACAACUUCACCUACUUGGGCCGCACCCUCUCUCGCAAUAUCAAACUCGACGAUGAAGUAGCCCGUCGGACUUCUUAGGUCUACCAAGCCCUCGGUCGUCUGCGAAGCAGUUUGGAAUUGACAAGGUCGCCGCAUCAACACCAAACUGAAGACGUACAAUUGCCGACACUGCCGUAUGGGACGAAAACCUAGAGGGUGUACAAAAAACAGGCACGAAGACUCAACCACUUCCACCUCAGCUCCCUCUGACAAAUAUUGAAACUGAAGUAGACCGGAUCCCGGACACAGACGUACUGAAACUAACCGGAAUCCUCAGCAUCUAUGCUAUGUUAAGACAGUCAUAACUGCGCUGGAGCGGCCAAUUGCGCCUGGACUACGAGAGGUUACCAAAACGACUCUUCUGUGGAACUGUCACCACGGGUUCCCGCCAACAAGAACGUCAAGUCCGGCGCUACAAGGUUAUCCUGAAGACUUCCCUGAGGCGCGUGCAAAUAGACGCGACCAACUGGGAAGACAUCGCUCGGUACCGACCGACCUAAGAGAGGACAGCGAAGACAGGCGCAGUGAUCUAUGUGGCCAACUGCAUCAUUGCCGCCAAAGCAAAAGAGCAAGCUCGCAAAUCUCAACAGCGCCCACCUCGCAACGUCAACAAUCGACCACCCCUGACCUGCUCACGAUGACAAGGGACGUUCGGGGUACCAACCGAUCUCAUCGGGCAUCGUCUUGCCAACUGUAGCACCCGGACGACAUCAGCCGGUGUCCCCUUCCAGCUCUGCCUCGCCCCGAGGCUGACAAUCAACACUGACCGCACUCCUGAGCCCACACUGCCAUCCUACACCGCCUCAACGUCCGCUGCGGCGGCUCAUGUACCCACCAUCACUAUGUACAAUCCUGACAUACCGACAAACAUCAACAUCAACGCCGUCAGCACCAACGAUUUGGACUCGGUACGUACUUUUCCUAAUUGCGAUCGGACCCUCACCUCUUACAUCGGCCUGGCCGAUCAUUUGCGAAUCCAUCGCACAGAGACUGGCAAACCAGUGUCUGAAGCACCAUACUGUACUCACCGCAUCUGCCUCCACUGUCCACACCGCCUCAGCACAUUUACUCACCGCAUGGGCCUUCUAGAGCACAUGUGCAUCCACGAAAGCGGAAUUCAUCACAGCGUCUAA